This is a messenger RNA of Chara braunii, 2229 nucleotides long. Lineage: Eukaryota; Viridiplantae; Streptophyta; Charophyceae; Charales; Characeae. The record is from the annotation of a GenBank genome assembly.
CGCUGGGCCCGGUUUCCAGCAGGUGCUGCUCCCCCCCAAUAGACCGAGCUUCAAAAAAAAAAAAAAAAAAAAAAAAAAAAAGGUCUGUUGAGGAUGCGGCAGAGAAAGAGGAGGAGGAGAGGAGGCAAAGGAUAAUGGUGAAGGCUCCAAGAGGCAGAAUUCCCAAAGAGCUUGUGGAUUUGGACUCCAGUAGCAGCAGUGACCUCGAGUAUCUCGUGUGGAAGGGCAAGUGUUGGAACGAGUCAUCAUGGGAGGACUGCAGCAAGGAGGAGGCAGGGGACUCCGAUUUCGAGCUCCGUGAGGCGGCGGCUGUCCCGGCAACCACAUAUGUUGGCAGGCAUACGCGGCGACGAGAGAGGGAUCUUGAGGUGGAGCCGAUGUCGGUUGUUGAUAGAGUGGAUACGGAUGUCGAAAUUUUGCUGCACCCCCACGACAAUCCGGGCGAGGAGGAGGCCACACGUGCUAAGGCAAUGGCAGACACGGAUGUUGAACUUGUGGACAGACGAAUGUGUGCAGAGGAGGCCCGUCAUGCUGUGCUCCCUACCUGCAGGGGCAGGCAGAAACACACUGCAGAGCACGACAAGCACAUCGAUGAGCCGGUGAAAAAUGUGGACAGGGCGGGCGGGGAGAACAAUCCAAUGCACGAAGAAGAGAAUGUGGUGCAGCAGGGCGGGUACGAAGGGCAGCGAGAGGAUGGACCACCUGCACACCAGGAGAUGGGGGUUAUUGAGCCAGCAAUGGAGAAGACCGGGCAACAGCAGCAGGAGGCUACGAAGGCAGGGAAAGAGCAGCCUGCAGGGUGUGUGAUGGUGGCUAAACUUGACUGGAACGAGUGUCACAGAAGUUAUGCCAGUGUUGCACUGCAGUCUGAAGUUUUGGUAACGUCAGCCGAUGCUGUUCCUCGACCAAAUGCAGUCUGGGGUCAAUCUUUCGACAUACAGCUCACACGUUGUACAGGCAGAUACUUWGUGGUGCUUGUCACUGUCAGCUGUGAAGGGGAUAGCAAAUAUGUUGGGGCCGCGUACAUCCGUACGUCUGCCCYCAUGAUAUUCAGUGGCGGAACAGGUGAUGAUUGGUUCAAACUGUGCUCCAACAAUACCUGGACAGACUCCAGAAUUCUGCUAAGGCUUGCAUUCAAAGAGCAGUCGUUGCUUCCGGGUSGUAMGUKGGAGAACGCAUCGASAGCAGGCCCUUCUGUCUUCUCUCUGAAGAAGGGUAACCGCGUGACUCUCUUCCAAGAUGCUCAUGUGCCAAACAGCUUCAACCCUCAAGUGCGGCUSGGGAGUGGGAGCAUCUUCACACAACAUAGACUCUGGGAAGAGCUAUGUACAUCAAUUCUAAAUGCAAGGYAUUUCAUUUACAUAGCUGGAUGGGACCUCCUCAAAAGUGUCGUACUGGUGAGAGAUGAGUCUCGGCCACAUCCUUGCUUGGGGAUGUCCCUAGAGGAACUGCUGCGAUCCAAGGCACACGAGGGYGUCAGAGUGCWGCUGUUGAUCUGGUGGGACAAUCYGGUGGAGAGCACAAACCCGCUGAUUGAAGCUGCUGUAGAGCUAAUUGSUGAUACGGGARCUCAUUCUGGCGAUUCGUGCCCAGCACUCUGUGGAGGGCAAAGUAMAAUCCACUGCGUUUUGCAGGGUCGCCAGAGAAUCGGAUUCAGUCACCAUCAGAAGCUGGUAAUAAUGGAUGCCCAAGACCCCRUAAGCCACAAUUAUAGCUCACCAAGGGUUGUUGAAGCCUAUAUUGGAGGCAUUGAUCUGACUAAAGGUCGUUUUGACACGCCAGAUCAUCCUCUGUUCCAGACUCUUCACAACUGGCAUAAAGACGAUCUGUACCAGCCCARCUGGGACGACACACARGGUGGCCCUCGCCAACCAUGGCACGACAUUCAUGCCAAGGUGGAGGGUCCUGGUGCAUGGGACAUCUUAAAGAACUUCGAGCAGAGGUGGAAAAAGCUAGAACCAGGCCACAUUUGUGGACCRCCUACAGAUGAUGAUUCGUUAAUUCCACCAAGCAUCUUACUCUUCGACUUYAGAAGGAACACCACGGUUUUCAAGUCACGGGAUGCCAUGGCAGUCCCAGAAGACGAUCCCGAAGCUUGGAAUGUGCACUUCAUUCGUUCUAUAGGUGAUCUGUCCGCAGUAGGAUUCCCCACUACUGGUGCAGGGCCUUUUGACAUGGGACAAUACUGAGAUCUUUCAACCGAUGACAUAAUGAACAGUGUCUACGAGC